Molecule: messenger RNA, 2481 nt
Organism: Phoenix dactylifera (date palm)
Lineage: Eukaryota; Viridiplantae; Streptophyta; Magnoliopsida; Arecales; Arecaceae
Source: RefSeq, a predicted model, not a curated record
AUGAGUAUCCCUCAGCAGGAGGGAGUCGUGAGCCCUCAAACAGGACAGGAACCGGGCUUAGGCCAGGUUAUGCAGACCAUAGUAGGCCUUAUGCAAAUGCAACAGCAGGUGCAACAGCAGUUGCUCCAACAACAAGCGCAGUUGCUCCAGACACAGCCACAGCAAGGACGAGGGGAACAGUGUGAACAUCAUAGCAGCAUAGCUGAAUUUAAGAGGCUGGCUCCUCCAGCUUUUCAGAGGACUACAGAACCUUUGGAAGCAGACAAUUGGCUUACAGAGAUGGAAAAAGCAUUUGCUGUCUUAAGAUGCUGGGACGAUGAAAAACUUCUGUUUGCAUCAUACAUGUUGCAGGGAGAAGCAUUUAAUUGGUGGCAGAUGUUGGAGCAUAAAUUUGAGCAUGAUGGGGAACCUCUCACUUGGGAUAAAUUUCGAAAAGCAUUCUAUGAUAAAUAUUUUCCUCGGAGUGUAAGGACACAGAAAGAACAAGAAUUUAUCCAUUUGAAGCAAAGGGGCAUGACAGUGGCCGAAUAUGAAGCCAAAUUCACAGAACUAGCCAAAUUUGUUUCGAAAUUGGUAGAGGAUGAGCAAGACCGAGUGCACAAGUUUGAGAUGGGAUUGAAGACUGAAAUUAGGAAGCAAGUGGUACCCUAUGAGUUGACUACCUAUGCAGCUGUGGUCAAUAAAGCUUUAAUCAUUGAAAGGGAAGUCAACGAAGCUUUUGCUGAAAGGGAAAGAAACCAAAAGAAAAGAAACAGACCUGCUGAAUUUAAAGGGGGAAACAAGAAUUUCAAGAAUCCAGCUCAGAAGCCAAAUAAAGAUAGAAAUCUCAAAAAUAAGAGUGGGAAGUGUUCAAGAUGUGGCGGUAAUCAUGAAUUUGCAAAUUGUCCCUGGGUUACAGGUUCUUGUUUUCAUUACGGACAGAAAGGUCAUAAAAUUGCAGACUGCCCACAAAGAAACGAGAAUAAAUCUACGCAGGCAAUGGAAGGAAGCCAAAGGCCAAAGACUCAAGGAAGGGUAUUUGCACUUACACAGCAAGAUGUACAAGCUUCUAAUGCAGUGGUGACAGGUACUAUUCCUGUAUCUGAUAUUUAUGCUUAUGUCUUAUUUGAUCCUGGUGCCACACAUUCAUUUAUAUCCUCAAACUUUGUCAAAACACAUGACAUAUUGUGUGAAUCCAUGACCACUAAGUUCUAUGUGGAGACACCAAUAGGCGGUAUGUUGAGCACUGAUGUUAUAUGCAAGUCAUGUAAAAUUAAAAUAAUAGCUAGGGAGUUACCCGUGAAUCUGAUUGUACUUGAUAUGCGGGAUUUUGAUGUCAUUCUGGGGAUGAAUUGGCUUGCUACCUAUCAUGGCUCAGUAGACUGUUAUAGCAAGAGGGUAAACUUCCAAAUUCCGGGGGAAUCGGCAUUCAGUUUCUGUGGGAACCAGGAAACUGCUUUUCCUCAUAUUAUCUCGGCUUUGCAAGCUGGACGAAUGUUAAGGAAAGGAUGCACAGGUUAUCUGGCCUCAGUAAUUGAUAUACAACAAGAUGAACUAAAGAUAGAGGAUAUUCCUAUAGUGAAUGAAUUUUCGGACGUCUUUUCCGAGGAGUUAUCAGGAUUGCCACCGGACAGAGAAAUUGAAUUCACUAUUGAUCUUGUACCUGGUUCAGGUCCGAUUUCUAAAGCUCCUUAUCGAAUGGCCCCAGCUGAAUUAAAAGAAUUGAAAGACCAGUUGCAAGAUUUACUGGACAAGGGUUUUAUACGACCUAGUGUGUCACCUUGGGGAGCUCCAGUGCUCUUUGUGAAAAAGAAAUAUGGAAGCAUGAGACUCUGCAUUGACUAUACAGAAUUGAAUAAAGUCACUAUAAAGAACAAGUACCCUUUGCCUCGAAUAGAUGAUUUAUUUGACCAGCUGCAAGGUGCACAUGUUUUCUCUAAGAUUGAUCUCCGCACAGGAUAUCAUCAGCUAAAGAUCAAAGCGGAAGAUGUACCCAAGACUGCAUUCAGAACUCGUUAUGAACAUUAUGAAUUCUUGGUGAUGCCUUUUGGAUUGACGAAUGCCCCAGCAGCUUUUAUGGACUUAAUGAACAUAAUAUUUAAAUCCUUUCUAGAUCAAUUUGUGGUGGUGUUCAUUGAUGACAUUUUAAUUUAUUCAAAAGGGAAAGAAGAACAUGUGGAACAUUUACGAAGUGUACUUCAACUCUUAAGGAGGGAGAAGCUCUAUGCUAAAUUUAAGAAAUGUGAGUUUUGGUUGAAUGAGAUAUCGUUUUUGGGGCAUAUCAUAUCUGGAGAUGGGAUUUCUAUGGAUCCAGCAAAAGUGGAAGCUGUAGUGCAAUGGAACAGGCCAACUAAUGUUUCUGAGAUUCGCAGCUUUCUAGGAAUGGCAGGCUAUUACAGACGAUUUAUGGAAGGGUUUUCCUCUAUAGCUAUACCUUUGACUCGCUUAACUCAAAAAGGGGUUAAGUUUGAAUGGACUGAAGAUUGUGGACGAGGCUUUUAG